UUUGUCUAUUCGGCCCUAGCUUUUGGAGGUGCUCGGGAGCAAGCAGUGUUUUCUGUGCGUGCACUUCGGAAGAACCAGAAAGAACCAAAAUCGGAUUGGAACGGAGUUUUUUGCGCGAAAUUUGCAUUUGAUUUUUUUUUGCCCAUAGCUAAACGAAACUCAAAAUACGCAACUCAUACACAUGGCAUUACUCAUUGCUCUUACGGGAAGUGAUCACCAACAACAAUAACAGGAACAAAAGAUACGCAACCGGAACACUCAAUUGAGACGAUUAUUGGCGGUAUUGCACAAGGAAGAAAAGUGGUGCAUCCAGGAAGGCCAAUCUUUGGACAAAAAAAAUCAGUACGUGUUUCGAAGAACAGUGUAAAAUUUUGAAAAUCGUGGUUGCUUUGAUCAGUGAAGACUUGACCGCGCUUUCGCGGUUUCUGAAGUUGGUGCAUCGUGUGACUAGUGAACAACAGUGAGUGAUACGCGGGUUCUUGGCAAGUUGCGCGCCAAGUGCUCCCAAAAAGAGGUCGUGAUUUUUCCGACCGGAAGAUUUUAUUUAACAAAAAGCUGAUUGCUUUAAAUCUGUGGAAACUCUGUGUGUGAUCAUCAGAUAUACGAAUAUUUUACGGCAAUUUCUUGAUUGUAAAUCCUCUAGUAUAGUGUGACCAAAUUCUACUGAAGCAAAUGUUCAGGGGAAUCAAACCAUAAACCUGAAAGAAUAUCCUGCCAACUGCAAAGCCCAACAUAGAAUUGCGUCUCUUCGGGGGUGUUGCACUUUUCCUCCCCUUAACACAAACACCAAUGCACCACCACAAGCACCCGGCGAGGACACCCGUCGCUGAGCUGUCGUGAAGCAGCCAGGAGGAGAAACCGAUUUUCCGAGUUUGCACAAGUGCAUCAAGGGUGCAGAACCCGGCAGUUAGCAUUCGCGCAGCAAACGAGGAAGAAGUUCGUGGACUGUAGCGCCCAAAAUCGCAGCGCAUCGAAAGGGGUUUUUUCGGACAGGGAAGAAGAGAAAAAUUUAGGGGUUUGUGAUUCGUCAGAAGCGGAAGCGGAAAACCGAUUCCAAUGUGAAGUUUUUAAAUGAAAAUCUGCAGUUUUUUUGGUUUCACGAAAAUCUAUUUCGGCAUAGCAAGUGAUUAAAAUUCGAUCCCCUUUUGGAAAGUAUUUAUGUUUGAAGAAAGAAGCUGUAAGAAGUGACUAAACUCGUUGAAUUGCAAAUUGAUCAGAAAAUUCUGUGUGGAAAUCGAAGAAAUUGAAGUUUUCUCAAAUCGCAGAACGUGUAAAAAGUGUGUACAUUUUCGGAAGUGAAUAAGUUUAAAAUUAAUCAUUGUAUCAUACGCAUAUGUAUCAGCAAAAGUAUAAAUCCAAGUAAAAGUUAUCCAAACGAACGAGAAAGAAUAUUCGCAAUUUUAAGUUUAAGUGUAAAGAAGAUGUCCAACAGAGUUAGUCGAAGCAAUGAGUGCUCGCCAAUGAAAUUCUCGCAAAAGUUUACCAACUCAGGAGCAACCUGCUUCAAGCACACAAUCGCCAUCACCAUCAGCAGCAGUAGCAGCAGCAGUAGUGGCCACUCGAAUAAUUCAGCCACAGCUGCCUCCAGCCUCAGCCAAUCCCAAUGAAUCCAAACCGUAGUGGGAAAAGCCGCAGGACCACCGCAGCACCGGAACUGAUGUGAAGCAAAAACAACGCUCUAAUGUAAAACUUUUCAAUCACCCCCAAAACAUGAAACUAUACCUUUCGGUUCAAAAUUGAAACAUUUUCGGCAAAUCAAAAAAAACGAAAAAGUAACAUCAACUGUUUGAGAAUAUCAAAAUUUAACAAAAAAAAAAACCAACAGCAAACAAAAAUUGUCUUUUCGGAACAAGUCAAAACGCAAAAAAAGUAACAAAGUUCAUUGGAAGCAAAAUUCUCUUUCGGAGUUUGAAAGUUUUGAACACAGAGCUCCUGGCUAUUACUGGCACGGAAGCGGAACUGAAAUUCUGGAGUGCAAACGACGACGACGCUGUGGACGUUCGAAGUUAUUGCAAGAUCCUGCGCUCAAUUUUCAUCAACUCGCUGAGAAGAUUACGAUAGCUCAUCACGCGUGACGGGCCAUCAACAGCAGCGCCACCAUAACCUCACAUUGUUCUCCCCGUUACAAUAACCGUCAAGCUGAAUUCGCCAAAGUCGAUAGUCAAAAUGGAUCAGCAGCAGUACUGCCUCAAAUGGAGCAACUACUCGUCGAACCUGGCGGCGGCCUUUUCGAACCUGUUCGACUCGGCAACCCUGACAGAUGUCACACUGGUCUGCGGAGGUACCGUCUUCAACGCUCACAAAGUCAUCCUGGCGGCAUGUUCGAAGAACUUCGCCGACCUGUUCGAGCGGGCCCCAGUUGGCACCGGACAGAUUUGCGUCAUGCUGGAGGCCACUUCGGCCGACAACAUGCACGCUCUGCUGGAGUUCAUGUACAAGGGUGAAGUGCACGUUUCACAGAAAUCGCUGGAGAGCUUCCUGAAAGCCGCUGAGAAUUUGCAGGUCAAAGGUCUCACCACAGAGCACGGUCGUUUCGCGAGUGCAAAUGCCACCCAGUCACAGCAGCCGGCCUUCCACGAGUCAAACAACCUGCCCUCGCCAGCCUCCCGCCGACAGCAGCGGAAUUCCCUGUCCGCCUCGCUGGAAUCGAUCAACCGGAUCGGUGGUAUCGUGAAAAAUGAACCCCUGCCCGGAGGUGGUGGUGGCGGCGGAGGGGGAGGCGGUGCCGGUGGAGGUGGCAGUGGAGGUGCCACAACGCCCAACUUCUCGUCCUACCUGCCACCGACCUACAUGCCCACGCCGUACGAAAGUUCCCGGAAGCGUUCGAUCCGCAGUCCCUUCUACGAGGAAGCCACACGGGGUAGCGUGCUACGGGACGGCAAGGCCAGCGUUGGCAACGACAGUCCGGUGAGUGGCAGUAAAAACUAUCGGCCCUCGAGCAGCGGUUCCUCGGCGGCACCCACCGAAGCGGACACGGCACACACGGACCGGGAUUCGCCCCAGCAGUCGAACCGGUACGAAAACCACAGCCCCAGCACUACCCACCACGGCAACGGAAACGGACCAGUAUCAUCGAACACGUUAGAACGGGACGAUCGGAGUGAUCGGGCGCCUUCGGAGGACAAAAUCAAAUGCGAUGGCAAGGAAGGAAACGACAACGGUGCCGAAGAUCUGCGAAUGAAAUCGAACGAAAUGCGACCGAUCCAGUCACCGCUGACGUCUUCCGCCCCGCCCACCCCGACGACACCGGUGGCAUUCAUGAAAGGAGGCCUGCCCGGAGGACUGGAAGGACUGAAUCCCACCGUCGAUAUGAUAAGUAUGUUGAACGUCCAGCGGGAAAGUGUAACCACUGCGGACGGCAAAAAGCUACAGUGUCCCCUCUGUGAUCGCCAGUACGGCUACGAAACGAACCUCCGCGCCCACAUCCGCCAGCGACAUCAGGGUAUCCGCGUGCCAUGUCCCUACUGUAGUCGAACCUUCACCCGCAACAACACGGUCCGGAGACAUAUAGCACGGGAACACAAGCAACAGACGCAGUACAUGACCAACCAGCUGCACAGUUAAGAUGUUAAGUUGCGCUGAGAUGAAGACAACGCUGAAAAACGAGAAACGAACGACACAACAAACAAAAAACUGCCAGCAGACCAUCCGCAAAUCAGAUCAGAACAAUGAAGUAAAAAGAAACUCGCGAGCAUUGAUGAUAUAGAAGAAGCUGUCGCUAUGCCGAUGGCACGUGAUAAUAGGGAAAAUACGAGAAGAGCUGAAAUCCGAAAUUUAUUUCGCAAACAAACUCUGAAAUAAAUAUUAAUAGCAUAAUAAUUAGUGACAAAGAGAGGUAGGAACACGAAAUUGGCACUGCUAAAUGUCGAGACAGCUUGAUGAUGGCCGAGCCGGAUUCGUCCGGUUUCGGCAUAUUUUGAGAUGUAUUUCGCGCUAUUCUCUCAAGUGAUAUAAAAAUGGUUCCGCGGCGAGGUGGAAACUUUCUGCGGGCCCAUACACCAACCGAUGUUACCGGAUACAGAAAACCGAAUGCAAUAUUUAAGUUUCCUUUUUACUGUGCAAGCUUUUUUCCUCGUUAUGAGAUGUUUAAUCCUUCUUUUGUAUACCAAGGUUCCUCUGUUCGUACAUUUGAACUGAACUUCUUUAAUUUCUGAAACAAGUCUCCCCGGGUCUUGGAUUGAUCUAUGAUCGGGGAUUGUAUGCUUUCUUCUCCGCAUUUAGACAGGGGAUGGAGAGUUAAACAUAAUCACCACAAGUGUCAUUAUUUAUUAAUUUAAAGUGUAAUAAUCAUAGUUGAAGGAAUAAUCAUUAUCGUAACUGAUACAGAGCAGAGAGAUAAAAGUUUCAGUUUUCUCGCGCGCAAUCGAGGCACACAUAGAAGAGAUCAUCUAAUAUCAACACAAAAGAUGCUAAUUUUCUCACACAACAGAUUAACUGAAGUAACUGAAAGUAAUAGACGAGAAAUAAAUAAUGAAUAUACACAGUACCUGCUGGAAUUAAGGAAAAUAGAUUAAUGAAAAAUAUUUAAAUAUAAAUAUAUGGAUAAAUAUUUAAAUAUAUUGUAACGUAAGCGCGGUUGCAAGUUGAAACGAAACUACUACUUGAUAAAAGCAAACACAAAAAAGACAUUUCAAUUACUAAGCAAAGCAGUGCAGAAGGUGAGAAUAAGCAUAACAAACGUUAAUAUUUGAAUUGUACAAAUACAGAACCCCAAUCAAUCAACACAAGCAUAGCGAAACACAGACAGAACUAUUAUUGAUUUUCAACCGUUAGUUUGGUUUUCGACGCAUUAGGAGAAUCUUAACUUUAACUGCGCAAGCUAAGUAUAAAACUGGGUGCCUACUGAAAGAAACUACUACUACUUUAACCUACACUGAUGCUAGUACUGCAACUACUACUACUACUACCACAGCCGCAAUAUUAUUGAUCUUUUACUAUUACAGCGUAAUAGGAAAGGCGAACCGCAACAUUAGGAAAAUCAAUAGAACUAGUUACUUGUUAUACAUCCGAUUGAUCUCAUUUUUAUCAAAUCUUUAACGUUACAGAUAUAACAGUUACCCCCCCCCCCCAAUCUACCCGAUAACCAUUUCAGCAACGCAAUCGUUUUGCUUUGCGCAUAUCCUGCAGAAGCUGCAACCGAGCCGGCAUCGAUUCGGUUUCCCUCUCUUGGAAUCGUUUUCCCUGAUUGCAUCCACGAAGGGAAACCGACCGCAAUGCCAUCGCUUUGCAGCCUUAUAUGCUCUAUUUUUGUUCCGUUCCCAUUUUAAACAAUCCCCCGUUUUGGCGAAAAAUACAUCUCAAAAUUUUCACUUGAAACUGUUUGCAGAACAUAAAAAAAUCGAAGAAAUUAAAGAAGAAAACACCGAAACGCAGCCAUUUUUCUGUUGGUAAAGCAUGACUAUUAAGAAGAAAAAAACGGAAACGAACGAAUGUUACUUUGUUUUUCUGAGCUUUUGUUUGCCGAUCAGAAUCAGAGAUAGAGAAAGGUUUAAGGCGGAAAGAAUAGAUAUAGCGCCCAAGUGCGCGCGCGGAAGUUUAAAAAAAAACAUAGGAAUUCAAGAAUCAAAACUGAUGUGCUCAUAUUAAUGUGUAAGUUUUUCAAGCAACAGAACCCAAGCCAACAGCAAAUGAGUGUGUAUCGAGAUGAAAGUUUGCAAGGUGCUCUCGCUCGCUCAGCGACGAAGGUCGACGAGGUGAGACAAGGGAGGGCACGAAACGCGGGGAGUAUAGAGAUCCCGAUCGGAUCUGUCUCUGCGGUGAGAGAGCGAAACCGGAAGCGGCGGAGGGAAGUGCUUGAAGAUUGUGUUUUUUAUUUCGUUUUUUGUUUUGGUCAGAGAACUGCAUGUUGAAUGAAGUUACCUAACUCGUGGAAAGGCAUUUUGUGAGAGUAAGCGACGGUCAGAUUAGGAUAUGCAGUCCACAAAGUUGGUCUUCCUUGAAAUUUCUAGAAGAAUUUGCAAUUAUAAAUUUGGAUGAGACGCUAAAACAAAGAUUUAAUUACACUCAAAGGAGUAUUUUUUAGACAAGGAACAAAAGUGGGCUUAUUCUACGAGUAAAAUGGGGUGAGAGAUCUCGAUCUCGUAUAGCGAGAUGACAAUACUCGUUAUGAAUGAACCGUCUCACCGUGUGAAUCGAACGAGGUUUCAUCUCAUUCGAGUCAUGUAUUGUCAGCUCGCUGUACAAGACCGAGAUCACUCACAUCUGGGCUUACUUUACGAGUGGCGUGAGAUAAGAAUUGUCGGUCUCGUGUAACGAGGUGACAAUACUCAACUCGAAUGAAGUGAGAACCUAUUUGAUUUACACGGCGAGUCAGCUCAUUCGAGUCGAGUAUUGUCACUUCGCUAUAUGAGACCGAGAGCUCUCACUUCACGCCAUCCGUAGAAUGAGCCGAAUCCCUGAGCUCGUAGUCCAUUCACUUCUUCAGUAUGCAAAUAUUGAUCACUCACAGACACAGACAAUGGAUUUAUUACAUAUACAAGUGGAGUAAAGUGAGAAACCUCGGUCUCACCUAGCAGGUGAUAAAGCUUGACUUGAAUGAGGUGAGUAUCAGAUUGAUUGACACUGCGAGUCACUUUAUUAUGUUGAGUUUUCUCGCCUCGCUAUAUGAGAUUGAGAGUGCUCAUGUAGUGUACUUAACUGAUUCUCUAAGUGGAGUGAGCUGAGAAAUUUUGGUCUCAUACAGCGAGAUGACAAGACUCGACUUAAACGAGGCGAAACUCUAUUUGCUUUACACGGCGGUCUUCCUUGAUUCGGCGGUCAUUUCAUUCGAGUCAAGUAUUGUAACCUUGCUAUACGUGUCUGAGAUUUAUCACUUGUAGAAAAAGGCCAAACGUGUGCCUCAAAUGUGCCUCAACCGCAUUUUUUCGUCUAAUCACAUGUGGGCUUAUUCUACGUCUCUAUUCUCGGUCUCGCAUAUCGAGGUAACAAUGCUCAUCUUCUAUGAGUAAAAUAAGGUGAGAAAUCUCGGACGCACAUAACAAGUAACAAACCCGAAUGAGAUGAGUUCUCCUUUGAAUAGAACGUUGAAUCACUUCAGUCGAUUCCAGUACUGUCACCUCGCUAUACGAGACCGAGAUUUCUCACGUCAAUUUACUCGAAGAGUGAGGGGAUUGAAAAGGAGUCCCUGAAGGGACUCGCUGUGAUGAUUUAGACGGAGACUUAUCUUAUCCGAGUCGAGGUGAGAUCGAGAUGUUUCUUCUUAUACGACUCGUAGAAUAAGCCCGAUGAACUGAAGAUACCAUGAAGAUAACACUUAGGGUUUAUUCUACGAGUGAGGUGAGUUUAGCUGAGAAAACUCGGUCUCGUAUAGUGAGUUGAAAAAACUGUAUUUGACUGAGGUGAGUUCUCGUUUGAUUGACACGAUAUUCCAGUCCAGUAUUAUCACCACAAGAUCGAGAUCUCUUAUCUCACUUUGAAUGCGUUUAUUAAUAAAUGAUAGAGUGUGCUAUUUCAUUUAUAUCCAUUCAAAAAAACUUUUUUGUAAAGACAGAAAGCAAAACUUCCUAUAGGGCUUCGUAUCAAACAAAUAACAUUUCUAAGGAAUCGUUCACUUCAAAAUUAAGCCUUGAAGGAAAUGUGUUUACUAGCUGCAAAUUCACGUGAAAAACUUUAUACCACAGACAAACGGACGUCACAUUCACAUCAAAUUUCGAUCAAAAUCAUUGAUGCAGAACCAUUGUCGCCCAAUACUAGGAGCAUUGCAUUUCGUCGAGUAAGUUAUCACACAGAUCGGACGUAUCGGUUUUCUUCCAUUGUACCAGAUGGAGAAAGUGUGUAAAAGUCAGACUCGAACAAAAACGAUGUGAGAGUUGCGGUCAGUGUUACGUGUACUUGUUUGUGUUAGGAAAUAUGGCAGACUUUUUGAUUUUGAAUUUAUCUACAUGUUUGCUGAAUGAAUUUUCGCUCAUUGUAUCAACUAAGAGACACGAGUUAUAACAGUACUUACACAGACAAGUCGGAUGUCACAAUUUCGUCGCUGUCUGUUGACCACCUUCUUAACGGUCGAUUCAAAUUUGACGUUUAAACACUACCGCCACCUGGUUCUCCAUGGGUCAAACGCAGGGAUUCCAGCAUUUGGCGUACAUGUUCUCGCGGUGAUAAUUUUGAUCACGAUUUCUUUUGAAUGUUGUGUCUUUUUGUCUGUGGUUAUUACGUUAUGGCAUCAAUCCAGCGUUUUACAAGAGCUAAUGGCUGCCACAAGCAGAAUCACUUUCAGGAAGGGUACAAAACUCUAAGGUUUGAUUUGUGUCUUUCAAUAUUGAACGGAACUAAGUCAUACGUCAGAUUGCUUGAUCCCUGUCAGAAAGUCAAGCUGUUUGUGGCAGCCAUUAGUGCUUUAAAUAAGCUACAUGCUACAUGCGGUGAACUCAAUUCUUGAUAGUGGUGGUUCCGGUGAUUCUCAUACUUGGAUGACUUAAAAAGGGAUCAUAAUCUGUCAUGUCGUUUACUCUACACACUUUAAUUACGUGUUAGUCAGUUACGGGUAUAUUUUUUGUAAUAUAAUGGCAAUAUCCAAUCAGAAGUAGUAUAUUUAACUUGUUUAAGUCAUAUUCAGGUAAUUUCAUUCAAAUAAAGGUGCAGACAUAGAGUCGUUACUUUAUUUUCGAGGCACUAACAGCUCCGCGCAAAGCUUCCACGUUAGGCUCACUUUCAUCGAGAUACCGCUUGCAGACGAAGAAGGAUAACGCGAAAAGGAUAUGAGUUGUUCAUAGAUGAAACAGAUUACAAAAUAGGUGAAAUGGAACAAUAAUAGUGAUAUUUAAAGCAAACAUCGUACCCUUAUUGAAAUAGACUCAACAUUACAACAAACAUUGAAUAAUGAACGUUUUGUUAGUUUAACAGUUAGACGAAGCAAUUGGAACUCAACUGGAACUUGUCGUUUCCAUCCGAGACAACGGGUUCGUUCCAAAACUGCCAUCAACAUUUGUCACGGUAUACCUCAUUUUAUAUUCGUUUGCUUAGUAUCUAGAAACAGUGCAUUUCUCGUUUUACCAACCGACAAUUCAUUUUCUUCCUUAUAGGUUUUUAUUUACGAAAGGAUGGACACAGUUUUAAAUAUAGAAAGUAAAACAAUACACAACAAAGAAAACAAGUCAUAAUCAAAUAGGGAAAAACCGAAAAAAAGAUUGAUGAUCGCUGAAAUCAACUACCUCCAUUUUUUAUAGUAAAACGUAAAAAAAUCAUUAUAAGCAAGCAUUUAAACAGCACAUCUACUGCUCAUUAAAUGUUUCUCUUCUUUACACACUUUAAAACACAAAACAAACAACAGCUCCACCCACGCAUUAGCGACCCCAACCAACAAAAAAAAAAAUCAUUUUUAAGAAGUAAUUUUAGUGAAACACUUUACGUAUGCGUUAAGUUCUCCGCAUUGGAAGAAAACGGCAAACGAUUUCAAUACAAGUUUCCUUUUCAGUUUCGGUUAAAGUACGAGAAUCAGAAACACACGAACGAAAGGCGCAACAAAGGCAUAAUAAUUUAAAAUUUAACGUGUUUGCAACGCAAUAGUGUCCGCAUCAAAUUUCAAAAUUUAGCUGUAACUCAAAAAGUAAAACUUCAACAUAACACGAGUGAAAUGUUUCGGAUUUUAAAUCAAAAUUUAUAAUAUCAGCACGGAAAAAGCGAAAGAAGGCGAAAAUUACGAGAAAAAAAAAGCGAGAAAAAACAACAACUUUUGGGCAAAGAGAGAAAAAUUUCGGACGUUUAAGAAUUUCAGGCCGCGGAUUCAAAACAAAAACAAACUUUGAGAAAAAGGCGAGAGCGAAAACAAAAACAAAAAGAACACACGUUUGGACGAUAACUACAAGGUAAAAAAAAAACAAAGAUACAAAAUGGCGAGAAAAUCAAGUGCGAGCACUUUAAAAGUUUAAUUAUUAAGGACAUGUCGAGGCAAAAAAAAAACAAAAGCGAGAGCGAAGAAAGAAUAAAGGCUUAAAAAUUGCGAAAAUGAGAAGAAUCAUACAAAAAAAAAUCUCCUGUAAAUAAUUUCUACACCGAAAAAUCACGGAAGAUUCCAGAAGAAAAAAACAUUAAAACACAAUACAUAUUUGAGAAGAUAGGGGUCGCAGCAUACGACGCUAUGCGAAUAAGAAAGUGAACGUAGGAAGGAGGAGACGAAGCUGCAAAUAAAACAGUGAAGGCAAAGCAAAAAGAAGCUAUCAAAUAGCUUGGAAAAUUGAAAUUUAAUAAAAUUAAAUUUGGAUGAUCAGAGCGAAAACCGCGCGGGAAGGGCGAAGGGAUGAUUGUAGUGGAAGCAAAAUUAAUUAUAACCGUAACAAGAAAGCUAAUAUCUAGAGUGUAAACCCUUUUGAUGAUGGAAAAUUUAAGUAACCAUACCCUUUAGAUUUAAAAAUUACUGGAAGAAAAAAAGUAUAAAUAUUACACAAUGGAAUGAAUAUAAAUCUAUUGCUAAAUCUUACCUAAAAUUCAAAAGAAGAAGGAAAUGUAAAGUGGUGACCAGUCGCGAGGACGAGAGGUGUAAAUAGGAACAGAAGGCACGCAGCAAACAUGCAAAAUGUAUCAAAAAGUUUAGGCUAAAUUCUGAGCGUAAAAAUGAAAUAGGAAAUGACAAAGUAUAACAAAAAAAAAAAAAAAUAACACGUUUGGAUCCAACCCAAUGAAAAAGAGGAACUAGACAAGUUUGAGUUCACCUUUUGUUUUCUGGAUUCCGGAAACGGAACCUUCACUGUGUACAAUCUUUUGGCAAAGCAAAGAGAGUAAAAAUCGUUUCGGCAUCGUCAUUGACCUCUUAGUUAGAAAUGUUUAGGCAAACGUUUUCAAAAUUAAACCAAUUUUUAAGCAAAAUUCUAAAUUCUAAAGUAAAGAGAAGUUUUGGUUGCUGUUUUUUGUUGGGCAAACUAAAGAAAAUUAUCGAACGUUUUUACAUCAGUGUAGGAGGCGAAAUAUGAGUGUGUCACCAGUUUACAUUAAUGCUAAAAUAAUCGUCAAAAUUUUCUAGGCUAUUUUACUACUAGUACUUUCGGAAAGCGUUUCGGCAUUUUUUCGGUAUCUAUCCCAUUCAAACACACAUACAAACGCACCUCAUCAAUAGAAAACCCAAAUGGUAUGAAGCAAAGUGCAGAAACAGGAUGUAAUAUUAUUUUGGCAUACGAGGAAUCCCACUAGCAGAGAGAAAGAGAGAUAUGAUAGAGGAGAGGAAGAGGGAAAACGUUGUAAGAAACAAAUAACAGGAGCAACAACAAAAAAAAAAAACACCGAAAGAAGCAGGCAGUUUUUCAAUUUUUCGGCUUUGGCUUUGGGUUUCCGGGGCUGUGCCCAACCUGUGUGUAGCAAGUGCAAUCUUUGCGGCCACCCCGGAAGCUCGCGCCUCAAUUUUGAGCCUUUUUUCGGGAAAAGGAUAACGAAGAUCUUCAACCGGGAUCGGGAUUUUGUUCGUAGAACAGGAUUGAUUCGUGUUUAUUGUUUAAGUUUCUCAGUUUCUCCUGUAUGAUUUUGUUCAGUUUCACUACUGUUACUUGUAAAACUUGUGUUAUAAUGCAAUGUGAAUAUCCGAUUGCAGUAAGAAGUGUAAAGUUUAGACAUGUAAAAGAAGAAAAACUCAACUAGUCACACGUGCAACACACUCAGGUACAAUAAAAAAACAACUGUAAACGUUUAUCAUUAAGAAAUAAAAAACAACUUUGCGAAAGAGCAAGCAAAAACUUUUGAAGUAAGGUAAAACUUAGAGAGACAUUUAACAAAGUUAAUUACAUUAACAGUAAUUUUAGUUUAGUAUACCCUCCUGGUUUAGUUUACUUUUCGUGUCCGAAUGCUUAAGUUUUACCGUGCAAGCUUGUUUUACAGUAGAGUACGUAGUAAUAGAGACACACUGUGGAGAAGAAAAAAGCGAAAAUUGAAAAAAAAAUCAGAUAAAUAGCGAUUUAUUAGGUUAAGCUUAAGUGGAUAAGUGAUACAGAAGGAUAUACUUAAAACGACAGAAAUACGUAAAAAGCUGUUAGGGCUUUUCUUUGAAGAAAAACACUAAAUCGAACAGUAAUCUGACACGGAUUACGGACAAAAAAACAAAAAUUCAAAAUUGCAACCAAAUUUCAACAAAAUUUAAAUCAUCUAAGUAAAUAAAACUUCAAACAAAGCAAAACUCAAAAAUCACACGAACAAAUUGUAGAUUUUGAACAUUCUUUGGAGAGAUAAUUUUCGGAAUACUGAUUUAGGAUUCAGUUUUUGGAUAACUGCAUUUUCGGAACAUAAAAUAUACAACAGUCCGCAGCCAGCGCAUGUGAAGAUUUCCCUCCGCGGCGAAUCGAUCCAAACUGACAGCAAUUUGCCAGCACGAUCGUGAUCGUCGUCGGUCGAGAUCUUCCCGCGCGGGUUGCAUCAAAACCACAAGGGACAACGUGGAAGGGAAGGGGGGAAUCGUGUAAUUUGUUUGUGCACGGACUACCAGAGGCAAUAUGCGAGGCUAAUUUCAACUGACAGCUUAUCUACUACUUACAAAGCAACUACAGCACUAAUAGAAGCUAAACAAACAACCUGAGGCUAGCAAAAAAAAAAACGCGGUAACACUGCGAGAGGCUUUCAUCACUGUGUGUGCCAAUAAUGCUGUCAGAAAACGAAACAAAAAAAAAUCACAAUCGGAGGCUUUUCAAGGCAGUCCGUGCACCUGAUUAGAUUGGAAUGAGACCCCUUUUUCCGAAACGUUGACUCAGAACUUUGAUGCGUUCAGUCGUAAAAUUUACGGUUCUGUUAUAAUGUCUUGAUGAUUCGGAGUGGAUAUUUCGAGUUUGUUUGCCAUGAAUGCUGUAAAAUGGCGCUUCAUGUGUCUGGAACUUUAAAAUGGAUGGUAUUCUUUACUGAUGCUGUCUUGUUUCUUUGGUGAUCAAUAAUCCUAACACCCCUUCCUAACUUCCAUUCAGAAUACUAGAGCCCAAUAGAUAAAGCCCACCAUUGCAACUUUGAAUAAAAAAACUAUUUUUGAAGGAUUGAUUAUCGCUCAAUGAUUAAUAUUGGUUUCUUCGCAGUCGAAUAGACGUAACUCUUAGUAAAAAUCCAUAGAGAUAUAUGAAUUAUUCUUUUAUAGUGAAUGCACUAUUAUCUACUAAAUAUACUUUGAAUGCAUUCAGCAACGUUCACACUAGCGAAUGUUAAAGCGAUUAAGCAAUGGCGCUUCUGCUCAUCGAUAAACACGUCUACCAUUCUCUGUGGUAUCUAGUUUUUCGUCAUGCUCGUUCAUUGGGCGCCAAUUUCAACUAACAAUUCAUCAAUUCACUAUCAGAGCAGUAAAAAUUACGACUGAAUCGAUCCAAGAAUAGUGAUGGUUGCCGACGGUGACGGUCAUCCUUCCAGGAGCGAUUUCACCGGAAGCAACACAAGAAACUAUACGCAAUAAGCUAGUCUAAUUUGUUCGACACCAAGACUCACAACCUUUCACCCCCGAAAAUCCGGUUCUCUGUUGCCGGUUGUGCGCUUCCUCUAGAAUCGGUUCGAUCCACUUCCGCUAGGCCUAAUGGCAAUGUUUCGGCACGGGCUUUGGCAGCAUUUGACAAACCGAACUAAAAUAACCGAAACGGUCUUCGGCCGUUGUUACACUGAAUGCACGUUGACGUUUUAUAUCAUCAACCGGAAAGACUGCUAUUUACUGUUACCUCAUUUUUUGUAUACCGAAUCAAUAGUUUUUACUUAUUUUUAGUUUUAAACAAACAGCCCAGAAAACUGUUUAGAACACGAGUCAGAACUGCCAAAGCGAAGCCGGCCAACUGCUGUCAGCCAAAGUGUGAAUCGAGCUGAAUUUUAUCGAUUGGCGUACAGCGCGGCCAGAGUCGGACCAACAGCCUUAAAGAACUUAAAUAGUUUAUGGAAAAGAAGAUGGAACAUAGAAGAAACAGUUGAACUAGAGUUAAGCUCAGUAUUCCUUGUUUUUAAUUUGUUUAUAAUUUUGUUUCUAGAUGACCAACCCGUUCGCCAUUGGCGGGUGAAACGAUUUGCAAUAGUUACAGUAAAACAGUUGAUCAAUGAUGAAAUAGUUUAAAAGUAAUAAUGGGAAAAAGUAAAAUACAUUUUAAGAUAAUAGACGAAUUAUUUAUUGAAUAACUGCAUUUUUUCUUCAAAUGAAAUGGAAAAACAGAAUCUACAAAAGUGUAAUAACUGAUAAAUAUUUACAAUAUUUCUAAUGAAACAAAGCAGAUAGAACCAUAUACAAGAAACAGUUAACAGUACCCUUAUACAGUACUGACAAUAGUUCAUUUUUUGUACAAUAGUUAAGAAGAAGACAUACAAAUCAAUACAAGCAGCUUCCACACAAGUUCUUCAAAUCAUUUUAAUUGUUUGUUAAAAAACAUACCAUAGAACCAAAUCAUCCAGAAAUGUACUCGAAACGGCAAAUAUUUCUUUAAACCCGUAUUCCACAACCCUUCACACACACACAUAGUUACACAAUAGAAAACUGGUUUCAUUUACACCAGCUACAAUAGGUUGAUUAUAAUAAUGCAGGAAAAGCAGAAAAAAUAGAACUGGUUGAACUAAAGUAAUAGUUAAAGUGACGAGUAUUUAUUGUUAAUUCUGUAGAACACCGCAAGGGGGCUCGAACCGGUGCCGUAGCGCGGCGUCGGCUUCGAGCACUAUUCAACUAAACAUAUGUUAAAAAUAGUUACAGAUCUGAAAGAAUUAAGCUUACCCCUUACGUUUAGUUUUCCGAAGUUCACGUAAAACUUGAUUGCAUAAAACUAACAAUCAUUAUUUAUUUGUACAUAAGCAAAAGCAAACUACAACCCAUACAUGAAGCAUGAUUAUAAGUAGCUCACAACUACACCCAUAUACUGCUCCAAUAACGAUUCAGAAACCAUCUAAAAACAAUAUUCGACUGACUGACACGACACGGACUUUUCAGACUCCCUGGACAAUCACACGCUCCUCGAACGAGUAGACCUGUAUGAUUUAAAAGUGUUGUCGCGUUAACGUAAUUCACAUCAUGCGUGAUCAACUGUAGCACCUACGUCAAAUUUAAUCGAAAUAAAUUUAUUUUAGCAAAAAAAAAAAAAGUUU
Aedes aegypti (yellow fever mosquito) is the source of this 14994-nucleotide messenger RNA. RefSeq names its product zinc finger protein chinmo (gene chinmo). Gene Ontology annotation, cellular component: nucleus. The coding region runs from base 2167 to 3564 and encodes 465 amino acids. The record is from RefSeq and is a predicted model, not a curated record. Gene Ontology annotation, biological process: regulation of transcription by RNA polymerase II. The transcript is spliced from 8 exons. Gene Ontology annotation, molecular function: protein binding. Lineage: Eukaryota; Metazoa; Arthropoda; Insecta; Diptera; Culicidae.